This is a messenger RNA of Xenopus laevis (African clawed frog), 4774 nucleotides long. RefSeq names its product fibronectin type III domain containing 3B S homeolog (gene fndc3b.S). Gene Ontology annotation, cellular component: endomembrane system; membrane; cytoplasm. The record is from RefSeq and is a predicted model, not a curated record. NCBI's taxonomy places the organism in Eukaryota, Metazoa, Chordata, Amphibia, Anura, Pipidae. The coding region runs from base 173 to 3790 and encodes 1205 amino acids. The transcript is spliced from 26 exons.
GCGGAGGCUGGGCGCUGGUGCCUUGGAGAGGGAGGCCCCUUCCAUUGCCUUUCAUAGGGUUCAUGCUGGCAGGGAUUUACUGGAGUAGCUGCGCACGUCGAACGAUCCGCUGUGCAAAACCCCCCCAAUUCAGCGAUAUAUAAGAAAGGCAGCUGAGGAUAAUUCUCCAUGAAUGUACGUCACAAUGAUGAUGACCGACCAAAUGCCACUGGAUCUGCCACCCAUGCUGAAUGGGGAGGUAGCAAUGAUGCCGCAUCUACUAAAUGGAGAUGGAUCACAGCAGGUCAUUCUAGUUCAGGUUAACCCAGGAGAAACCUUCACAAUAAGGGCAGAAGAUGGAACUCUGCAGUGCAUUCCAGGUCCUGCUGAAGUUCCUAUGAUGUCUCCAAAUGGAUCUAUCCCACCGAUACAUGUUCCUCCUGGUUACAUCUCACAGGUAAUAGAAGAUUCUGCAGGCGUUCGGCGAGUUGUGGUUACACCUCAGUCCCCGGACUGUUAUCCUCCCAGUUAUCCUUCAGCCAUCUCUCCAACCCACCAUUUACCUCCUUACCUUGCACACCACCCACAUUUCCUCCACAAUUCACACACCCCAUUUUAUCCACCAGUUACCGGUCCUGGGGACAUACCACCUCAAUUCUUCCCCCAUCAUCUUCCACCAAUUUAUGGAGAACAAGAAAUAAUACCACUGUAUGGAAUGUCAAGCUACAUCACAAGGGAAGACCAGUACUGCAAGCCUCUACACAAAAAGUUAAAAGACCGACAGAUAGACAGACAAAACCGACUGAAUAGUCCCCCAGCCACUCUCUACAAAAACCAUCUUGGAAACUGCACGUCUGUUUACAAUGGCAAUAACAAAGUUUACAAUGGAGGAGUAUGUGGUGGGGUUGGUGGUGUAACAGGGAUAAAGAAGACAGAACGAAGAGCUAGAAGUAGCCCCAAGUCAAUCGAGCAAGACACACAAGAGUAUGAAUCGGACGUAAAGAAGUCUCACGAAGCCCUUACUGGGAUAGAAAAACUGAUGGUUUCCAAUAUUGAAUCCAGGACAGCGCUAGUAACAUGGUCUCCUCCUAAUGGUUAUCCAAGUGGAGAUAAGCACAAUAAUGGCGUGUCUUAUGCCUGCAGUUAUGAGGUGGCCUUAUCAGACAAAGGGAGAGAUGGGAAAUACAAGAUUAUUUACAGUGGAGAAGAAUUAGAAUGUCAUUUGAAAGACCUUAGGCCGGCAACGGAUUAUCAUGUCAGAGUAUAUACAGUGAAUAAAUCGGUAAAGGAAUCCUGCUCAGAGCCCAUCAGUUUCACCUCCCACAGCUGUGCACCAGAAUGUCCUUUCCCACCUAAGCUUUCCCACAGAACGAAAAGCUCUUUGUCAUUACAUUGGAAGGCACCGGCUGAUAAUGGCUCUAAAAUCACCAACUACCUAUUGCAAUGGGAUGAGGGAAAACGAAAUAGUGUGUUUAGAGAAUGUUAUUCUGGAAACCAAAGGCACUGCAAGGUGGCAAAGCUUUGCCCAGCAAUGGGAUAUACAUUCAGAGUAGCAGCACGCAAUGAUAUUGGUAAAAGUGAAUACAGCCAAGAAGUUGUUUACUAUACAUCAGGCAUUAUCCCACAGACACCCUUUGCACCUAAGCUUAUUCGAGCUGGAAUUACAUGGAUUACAUUGCAAUGGACGAGACCAGAUGGAUGUUUCCCAGAGGAGUUGGUUUCUUACACUCUGGAGAUUCAGGAGGAUAAUGACAGUGUUUUUCAAACUGCCUACACUGGAGAAGAAUUAACUUGUACUGUGAAUAAUCUCCAAAGAAGCACACAAUAUAAAUUUAGGAUUAUAGCUUCUAAUGUUGAAGGAAAUAGCAGUCCGAGUGAAAUUUUGGUCUGCACAACGAGUCCAGAUAGACCAGGACCACCAUCCCGACCAUCAGUGAAGGGUGUUGUCGCAGCACAUGGAUUCACAGUUCAAUGGGAUCCUCCGGAGGACAGUGGUGGUUCAGAAAUUCUGAAAUACUUGUUGGAACUGUGUGAAGGAGCUUCUGAAGCGACCCAGUGGAAAGUGGCGUAUAGUGGAUCAGCGACAGUUUAUACCUGUAAUGACUUGAAAUCUGGCACUUUAUAUAAACUUCGUGUAUGUUCCAUCAGCACAGGAGGACACAGUCAGUGCUCAGAGAGUCAACCAAUUCGGACGUUAAGUGUUGCACCAGGACUUUGCCAGCCACCAAGGGUUGUGGGCAAACCCAAGCACAAAGAAAUUCAGUUACAAUGGGAUGCCCCUGUAACACCGCCCGACUGCCAGGUGCUGGAGUACAGCUUAGACAUCUCUGACCCUGGAGGAGAAGGCACUGAAGUGUAUCAUGGAAGCGAUUUGGAGUGUACAAUUAGCAGUCUUCUUCCUGGAACUACUUAUCAUUUCAGAAUACGAGCGAGGAAUGAUGGAGGAUACGGCCCUUACUCAGACGCAACAGAAGUCACAACUGCAGCUGGACCACCCGCACAGUGCAGACCCCCAGUUUUAACAUUCCUGUCUGGCACAUGUGUACUUAUAAGCUGGGAGAGUCCUGAGAGCAAUGGCACUGAUAUCUCGGAGUAUCGAUUACAGUGGGCAAAGGAAGAAGAAGAACCAGAGUUAGUUUACAGUGGCACAGAUCCCUGUUUCGAAAUAUCUGGUUUGUUGCCAGCAACUGAUUACUUCUGCAAACUUCAGGCAGUAAAUUUAUCUGGUGUUGGACCUUUAAGUGAUUUAGUGAGCUGCAGAACUCCAGCCUCUGUCCCUGAUGCAGUAUCUAACCUUUUUGUGAUGGACGAUUCCCGUUUAGAAACAUGCAGUGUAUUAUCCUUGGUGCGACUCAUGUUAGGCUGGGAAGAGCCAUGCAGCAACGGAUCAGAAAUUAUUUCAUACAACAUUGAUUUGGGAGACAUUAUCAUCUCAGUCGCAAACAUAACAACUUACAUCAUUGAGAAUCUGCAGCCGGAAGCAACCUAUCAGAUCAGAAUCCAGGCAGUGAAUGAAAUUGGAGCUGGGCCGUUCAGUAACACAAUAAAUGUAAAAACGAACCCUCUUCCUCCAUUGCCUCCUCGGUUGGAGUGUUCAGCUGCUGGACCCCAGAGCCUCAAACUGAAAUGGGGAGAUAGUAGCAGCAAGUCACAGGCUACUGAUGAUAUUAUUUACAUUCUUCAAAUAGAGGACAAAAGCAAAAGGUUUCUUCCCAUCUACAGAGGACCAAGUCACACAUAUAAGGUACAGAGGCUGGCUGAGUUUACUUGUUACAGUUUCAGAAUACAAGCUGUAAAUGAUGCAGGAGAAGGACCAUUUUCUGACAUCUGCACUUUCAGCACAACAAAGUUAGUGCCUCCAACAAUUAAAGCACCGCGAAUCACACAAUUAGAAGGAAAUGCAUGUGAAGUCACAUGGGAGUCUGUUUUACCAAUGAAAGGGGAUCCGAUUGCUUAUAUAUUACAAAUCCAGGUUGGGCGAGAGGCUGAAUAUAAGCAGGUAUAUAAAGGAGAAGACACAUUGUUCCAAAUCUCAGGUCUUCAAACAAAUAUGGAUUACAGAUUCCGAGUAUGUGUAUGUCGUCGCUGCUUGGAUACCUCACAGGAGCUCUCUGGAUCUCUUAGUCCAUCGGUGUCUUUUGUAAUGAGACAAAAUGAACUCAUGCUCCCAGGAGACGUAUCACGUUUGGACAGCUCUAAAUUCAAGAGCAUGAUGCCUACUGAUGAACAGUUUGCCAUUCUCAUCGUUUUAGGCUUUGCAACAUUGUCUGUUUUGUUUGCUUUUAUACUUCAGUACUUCUUCAUGAAAUAAAUAUCCAACACAUGUUUGAGGUACAAAGUUAACUAAUGCUACGCAUUAUAAUCCAGACAUUUAACCAGUUAUUCAUUUUUUUUAAGAAAUACAAACUUUUUGAUUUUUUUUGUUCAUUUUUAAUUCAUAAUGUUACUGUUUAAGCUAGAUACACUCAACGUGUUUUGAUGCACCUUUUUGAAAUACUGAUCCAAGUAAUGGUUUCAGAACCUUUUACAUUUUGAUAUUAAAACCUUAUUCAACAAGCACAAAUCAUCAGAAGCUAUAGCUUAUUAGUCAUAUCAGCUGACCCAAUUCAUACAAGCUGAUUUGCUCAUCUCCGUUUUAAUAGUAUAUACAUUGCAAAGUAUUUACGAACACUGGGCAAUUUAGCACCAGUUCAGCAACCUAUAGCAAGCCGACAUUAUUGUUAUGGGUUAGGUGCACUAUGGUCCAGCAUUCAUAAAUCAGCGCCAAUAUCUCUAAAUCCUUAAACAUGUUAAAAAAAAUGUAAAGCAAAGUUUAACGCAAAAGGGCAGUGUGCAAUAGAAACCCAAGAAAUUAAGCUCUUACAAGCUGCAUUAAUAUCUCCCAGCUCAGUCUGACCAAAAUGUUCUAUACAUAGUCAUAGAAAGUCAUAAAACUGUUUAAAUGUGAAAACCUUUAAGUAUAUGAUUUAAAGUUGUAUCUAAAAAAAAAAAUACAAAUGUAGAAAGUGAAAAAACUAUGAAAUGAUCAUUUUUAUAUUUGCGUAGGUGAAAUACUUGGUUAGUGAUAAUAGCACUAAAAUACUGCUGAAGAGAAUUUCUUUUAGGUAUAACAGGUAUGCUUAGCAGUUAAACUAUUUCCUUUAUAGUAGCAAAGGAGGUUACUAAGUGCUGGCUGCCGGUUAUGCUUGCCAUUAUUAAUAUGAUGUGAUUAAUGUAAAUUAUAUUAUAUGACACUAAAGGGCAGAUUUAUCAAGGGUCGAAGUGAAAAUUAGAAUUGAAAAAAUUAGAAUUUAAA